Messenger RNA from Hyaloperonospora brassicae, 1908 nucleotides. Lineage: Eukaryota; Oomycota; Peronosporomycetes; Peronosporales; Peronosporaceae. The record is from the annotation of a GenBank genome assembly.
AUGCGCGGAGGCGGGUCCACGACCGACCAACGCAGCGGCGGGUACGACGACCGUCGCGGCGGCGGUGGUCGCGGCCCGGACCGCCGGGGCGGCUCGCGCGAACGCGACUACAGCAGCCGCAGCGGCUCGCACGACCGUGGCGACGCUGCUGCGCCCCGCGCCACCAACUCGCGCUGGUCGGGCUUUGAGUCGGACCGUCGAGGCGACGGCGACGACCGCCGCGGACACGGCGGGUACAGCGGCGGCGGCGGUGGCGGCUACGGCGGUGGUGGCGGUGGCGGGUACAGCCGCGGCGGAGGCGGUCCCCGCGUGAACGAACUGGGCUACCACGGCGACCUGCGGCCCAACGAGCGCCUCGAGCACGAGCUGUUUGGUGACGCCAAGUCGUCGGGUAUCAACUUUGACAAGUACGACGACAUUCCCGUGGAGAUGAGUGGCGAGAACGUGCCCGAGCCCGUGUUGGAGUUCUCGCCAGACGAGCUGGGGCCCGAAGUGCUGCGCAACUUGGAGCUCUGCAAGUACACGAAGCCCACGCCCGUGCAAAAGUACUCAAUCCCGAUCGGCCUGGCAGGCCGCGACAUGAUGGCCUGUGCGCAAACAGGCUCGGGCAAAACCGGUGGCUUUCUGUUCCCGACGCUGGCGGCCAUGCUGCGUGUCGGCGGCACGCCGCCGCCGGAUGUCGGGCACGGCCGCUCGCGCAAGAUCUUCCCGGCCGCGUUGAUCCUCUCGCCGACACGAGAGCUCGCGUCGCAGAUCCAUGACGAAGCAAAGAAGUUUUGCUACUGCACGGGCAUUGCCCCCGUUGUGAUUUACGGUGGCGCCGAAGUGGGUCGCCAGCUUCGCGAGCUCGAGCGCGGAUGCGACAUGCUGGUUGCAACGCCCGGUCGCCUUGUGGACCUUAUGGAGCGUGGUCGCAUCUCGCUGUCGUGCAUUCGAUUCUUGAUUCUCGACGAAGCCGACCGCAUGCUUGACAUGGGGUUUGAACCUCAGAUCCGUCGUAUCGUUGAGCAGGAGGACAUGCCUCGUGAGCGCCAGACGUUUAUGUUUAGUGCCACGUUCCCGCGCGAAAUCCAGCGUCUUGCUUCGGACUUUCUGCGCGACUACAUAUUCUUGACGGUGGGUCGUGUGGGCUCGGCGUCGAAGGACGUGAAGCAGACGGUCGAGUACAUUGAACAGCACGACAAGGAGGACUACCUGGUGCGUUUUUUGAACCAAGUGCAGGACGGGCUCAUUCUGGUGUUUGUGGAAACAAAGCGUGGCGCUGAUUUCUUGGAAGACAUGCUGUGUCGUGAGGGGUUCCCUGCUACAUCGAUUCAUGGCGAUCGCUCGCAGCGGGAGCGUGAGCAGGCUCUGGCCAGCUUCAAGUCGGGUCGUACACCGGUUCUAGUUGCUACGGAUGUGGCUGCACGAGGUCUCGAUAUCGAUGGCGUGACGCAGGUCAUCAACUUCGAUUUGCCCAACAGCAUCGACGACUAUGUCCACCGCAUUGGGCGAACUGGUCGUGUGGGUAACAUUGGUUACGCGCUGUCGAUGAUGAACGAGAAGAACCGCAACAUUGCUCGCGAGAUGUACGAACUCAUGUCGGAAAACGGUCAGGAAAUUCCCGCGUUCUUGGACCAGAUGGCGAACAGCGGCUUUCGCGGUGGAAGCGGCGGUCGCGGUCGUGGUGGUCGUGGUGGUCGCAGUGGCUCCCGGUUCGGGGCUAAGGACUACCGUAGUGAAGAGCGCGGUGGAGGCGGCGGCGGUGGUAGCCGUGGCGGCUACGGUGGUGGCGGUGGUGGGUACGGCGGUGGCGGUGGCGGUGGCGGCUACGGUGGUGGCGGUGGUGGUGGCUAUGGCGGCGGCGGUGGCAGCCGAAGCGGCGGCUCUCGUGGCGGCGGCUUUAGCGACGACAACAGCGCCUGGUAA